CAACCGCUUCCUGUAGUUGCAUGCUCAUCUGAGCUUUUAACCUUCCUCUUCGUGUCUGUUUCUAUCAUAGUACAGAGCACAGGCGAAGCGUAACAAGAUGCAAGCUAUCAAAUGCGUGGUCGUUGGAGAUGGAGCUGUGGGUAAAACAUGUCUUCUCAUCAGCUACACUACCAAUGCUUUCCCUGGGGAGUACAUUCCUACUGUCUUUGACAACUACUCAGCUAAUGUGAUGGUGGACAGCAAGCCUGUAAACCUGGGCCUGUGGGAUACAGCAGGACAGGAAGAUUAUGACAGGCUCCGCCCAUUGUCCUACCCACAGACGGAUGUUUUCCUGAUCUGUUUCUCUCUGGUGAGCCCUGCCUCUUAUGAAAAUGUCAGAGCUAAGUGGUACCCAGAGGUUCGCCACCACUGCCCUUCCACACCAAUCAUCCUGGUGGGCACCAAGCUGGAUCUGAGGGAUGAGAAAGAUACGAUUGAGAAGCUAAAGGAAAAAAAACUGGCACCAAUCACCUAUCCACAAGGCUUAGCUCUGGCUAAGGAGAUUGAUGCAGUGAAGUACCUGGAGUGCUCAGCACUGACCCAGCGUGGCCUGAAGACUGUGUUUGAUGAAGCCAUCAGGGCUGUGCUUUGCCCUCAGCCGGCCAAAGUAAAGAAGGCAAAUUGCUUAAUGCUGUAAAUGAUUCAUUCGGUACCAAAGAGGAGUGAGAAGAGGACUGUGGAUGUUGAGUUUAAAUGACAUGUAACUCUUUUAUAACAUCUCUACUAGAAGGUUUCAAUAGGAGUCCACUUGUUAAAAUAUUAUGCCUUUGCUUUCUUAUUUACUUUAAAACUUUAUUAAUUUGCUUUGAAUGGUCUGCUAUGAGUGAGCAUUGAAAAAUGAUGUCAAAAAUUAGAAAGUUUCUGUUAUAUCUGUUGGUUUGCAAAAGAACGGGAGCAAAAGUAACAGACCAGAAAAAAAUUGAUUUAUAAAGAAAAGCAUUGUGAAAUACAAUUUCUGGCACAUUAAAUCAGUGUUUUAAUUAAUUUAUGUUAUGCUGAAUUAUGCUGAACAAGGAAAAGAAAAUCAAAUUAUUUGCUACAUGAGAGAAUGCAACAAAAUCCUGCUUAAAAUGCAAAAAAUAUUAUUAUUUGUGGGAAUGUUGAAAUAAAAUACUGUAUACUAUAACAUAAAAAUA
Molecule: messenger RNA, 1175 nt
Organism: Oryzias latipes (Japanese medaka)
Lineage: Eukaryota; Metazoa; Chordata; Actinopteri; Beloniformes; Adrianichthyidae
Gene: rac2
Product: Rac family small GTPase 2
Biological process (GO): small GTPase-mediated signal transduction
Molecular function (GO): GTPase activity; GTP binding
Source: RefSeq, a predicted model, not a curated record